Molecule: messenger RNA, 1550 nt
Organism: Centruroides sculpturatus (bark scorpion)
Lineage: Eukaryota; Metazoa; Arthropoda; Arachnida; Scorpiones; Buthidae
Product: failed axon connections-like
Exons: 5
Coding region: 132-1250 (372 amino acids)
Cellular component (GO): cytoplasm
Source: RefSeq, a predicted model, not a curated record
GUUCUCCAUUGUCCGGUAUCUGUUGUGAAGAGAGCAAGUCAGUUAGAAGUAACGUCUUUCGGAAGAGAGGCUACGCCAUAUUUUGAAGUGGGGUUAUAUAUUUUUUUUUUCUCAUAAAUUGGCCAAUUAAUAUGACGACCGAUACAGCCGUCGAAACACCUAACGAAACGCCAGCACCGGCUGAAAAUAAUACCAAUACAGGUAAUAAUUCGGAAACUGUCAAAACUCCUGCACCGGCUCCCGUUGCUAAACCAACCGUUCACAAAACAGACUACGAGAAAGAUGUUGUGUAUCUCUAUCAGUUCAAUCGUUCACCCACCAUACCAUCGAUAUCACCUUUUUGUUUGAAAGUCGAAACGUGGCUUAGGAUGACAGGUUUGAAAUACGAGAAUGUCGAUCACAAGAUGAGGUUCAAGUCAAAGAAAGGUCAACUUCCUUUCGUGGAGAUAAACGGAAGAGAAAUAGCCGAUUCGGAUAUUAUUAUUAAAGAGUUGGCUAAAAUGUACGAUAAGGAUUUGAAUCAAGAUUUGACCCCCGAUCAACGAAAUAUCAGUCAUGCCUUCAUUUCUAUGCUCAAUAACCAUACUAGUUGGGUUGUCCGUUGGUGGAGAUACAGCCACCCAGGUCAGUUUUUACGUAUAUCUCAGAUGGACGUCAAGCGCACUUUUAACUCCAAAAUGCCCAAAGGGAUUGUCAACUUCUUCUUCCGUAUGUCAUUUAAGAACAACGUGAAACGGGCCAUCGGUCACGGUCUCGGACGUCAUACCGCCGAAGAAAUCUACGAAUUUGGCAAGGCUGACCUGAAGGCAUUGAGCGAUUGUCUGGCCGAAAAACCAUACUUCUUCGGCAACGAACCUCAUCUGCUGGAUUGCGUGGCUUUUGCUAACAUCUGCCAAUUUUACUUCGUACCGUUUGCCGACAUCAAGGAUUUUAUGGAAGGGGAAUGCUCCAAUUUGGUCUCUUUUGUGGAUAGAAUGAAGAAAGCCUAUUGGCCCGAUUGGGACGAAAUGUGCAAGAAUUUGGAAUUGAACACUCAUUUGCCAAAGAAGAAAGAGGAGAAGGAGAAAGAGAACGAAGUAGAAAAGGAGAAAGAUGCCGAAGAUAAAGAGAAAGGUGGAGAAGAGAAGGAAUCGGAAAAGGAGAAGGAGAAGGACACCGAAAAAGAAAAACUGAACGAAAAGGAGGACAUUGAAAAAGAUAACAAAGAAGAAACUGUCGAAAAGGAGACGGUAGAAGAGAAAAAAGACUAAAAUUUAAACAGAAAAAUACAGCAAAAAAAAAAAAAAGGGUUUUAAAGGGUCGAAAAGAUGUCGGAGAAUUUUAGGAGGGCGUAAUAAAUAAAUAAACAAACAUAAAAUAAAAUUAAAAAUAUAAAAAACAAAACAAAAAAAAAAAUUAUAUAUAUUGAGGAUCCUCAAAAGCGUUGGACCAGCACGAUGGAAUUAUAUACAUUAUUGUGAUGGAACCUAUUUCCUUGCAAUCUAUUAUUCUGGUCACAAUAUUUUGUGUAGCAGUCUUUAUAAAAUUUCAAAAAAAAAAAAAAAAAAAAA